AUGGGCAUUUCAUUUCUUUUCAUGAAAAAAAGCAGAUGCUUUGGGAACCAUCCACGACGAAUCAAGAGAAGACUCCUCACUCCAGUCCAGCAGCGGUCAGUCGCCCACUCCACUCCACUCACAUUGAAGGAAUCUUGUUCUCGGGAAAAGGAGGAAAGGUUGCGUGAGCCAGCCAUGGCCUUCGCUGACGCAGCAGCACGGAGGCUCCUGCGCGGCGCAGGCGGCGGUGUGGCCAAUGGAAUCGCCGCCGACGCCGUCGGCAUGAGCUUCGGCCUCGACGGCUUAUGGCAGCUCAUCGCGGGCCUGUUCGCGAGCGUGGCUCACCUGCUCGUUCUACCGUUCGAGGUGCUCGGGCACUGGCUGCAGGUGGCCAUCGCCGCCGUGGCCCACCUGGUCGCCCUGCCGUUCGAGGCACUCUGGCACUUGCUGCGGUCCGCUGCAGCCGGCGUCGGCUUCUGCUUCGACAGCCUCGUCGCCGCUCUCGGGAGCGCGGCCCGCGCCCUGGCGGUGCCGUUCGAGGCGCUCUGGCACCUGCUGCAGUCUGCCGCCGCCGGCGUCAGCUUAUGCUUUAGGCAAGAGAUGAUGAAUCUUGCGUUUAUUAUAAGGGCGAAGACUCCAAAAAAGGAAGUACAAGUAUACGUAGACAAAUACAGAAGCUAUACAAGUCUAACAUGCCUCAGCAACCUCGUCGCCGCGCUCGGUAGCGCAGCCCACGCUCUGGCGGUGCCGUUCAAAAUGCUCUGGCAGUGGCUCCAGGCCGCCCCCGCAAGCAUCAGUUUCGGCCUCCACGGUCUGGGGCAGCUCAUACAAGGCUGCUUCGACAGCCUCGUCGCCGCGCUCGGGAGCGCGCCCCAUGCUCUGGUGGUGCCGUUUGAAGCGGUCUGGCAGUGGCUCCAGGCCGCCGCCGCCGGCGUCAGUUCCGGCUUGGACGGCUUCUGGGAGCACAUGCAGGGCAUCUUCGCCGGCCUUCCCGCCGCGCUCGCCAGCGCUGCCCACAGCCUCGUCCUGCCGUUAGAGUCUCUCUGGCGGUGGGUGCAGAACGCCGUCGGCGGCAUCAGCCUCGAUCUGGCCGGCUUCUGGCCGCUCGUCCAGCGCUUCGUCGACACGGCCGCGAGCAAGGCCUACGAGCUCGUCCCGGCCUUGGAGGCGUUCUGGCGGUGGCUCAAGGACGCUGCCGUCGUCGCGCUCCCUUACGUGGUGGCCAUCGCCGCGGUCGUUUGCGUCGCGGCGCUGGUCUGGUACUGCUAUCAGGUCGUCGCGGCCCUGGUCUGUCACUGCUGGCAGUUCCGGUGCACCGCCGCCGUGCAGGUCGCGCCGGCUCUCGGCCGGGUCCUCUGCUUCUGCCGGGACUGCUUGACUGCCGUCGCCACGUGGGUCGUGCUGUCCUGCAGCAGGGUUACCAUGGUCGGCCCGGGCGCCGCCGGCGCGCUGAUAUCACGCACUGCGUUCGCGGCGAACCCGCGGCUCUACUUCAAGAUCCUCCGUCUGGCUGGCCCUGUCGUGGCCGCUGCCGUCUUCAGUUCGAGCCCCGUCGCCUGGGUGGUCGGAGCGGUGGUCGGCGUCCUUUUCAGCCUCUGA
Triticum turgidum subsp. durum (durum wheat) is the source of this 1578-nucleotide messenger RNA. The record is from the annotation of a GenBank genome assembly. Lineage: Eukaryota; Viridiplantae; Streptophyta; Magnoliopsida; Poales; Poaceae.